AUGAUUGCUGUCGGGUUGCUGGCUCUUGUGGCAUGUAGCAGUGUUGUUAAUGCUCACACUGCGGCUUUUGCACAUGGCAUGUACUGCCAUGGUGGACCCAAUCCGGGUCACGAUGACCAAAACACGAACACUGCUGUCGCUCCAGUCUACAAUUUACCCAGAUCGCAAUGGUGGUUUCAAGCCGACCGAGGCUGUGACAGGGUCCCACCUGCGCCUGGCGUUUUUCUUGAGCUGCCUGCUGGUGGUACUUUUACUGUCGAGCUGGCCCACAACAGAGCUCAAACCACGCUGUCGUACGAUGGACAGUAUACCUCCCAGUGGCCCGACGGCGGGGAACACCCUGAAGAUUGGAAGGGAACAGGUAAUCCUCCCGGCUGCAUUCCGGAAGACGGGGCCUUGCACACAAAUAACCAGAGCAUGGCGGCGGGGACGGCCUUUGCCAUCAGUUACGUGUCUGACAUAUCCGCCGUGACUAUGGAGAAUUUAGUCGUUUUUACUGUUCUCCCCAACACCCCAUGGAAACGUAUUGCCACCUAUGCCGUCCCUCGCGACCUUCCACCUUGCCCAGCCGAUGGUUGCACUUGUGCCUGGCUUUGGGUUCCAAAAGGAUGCGGAGAGCCUAAUAUGUACAUGCAAGGAUACAAAUGCAAGGUGACAGGGUCCACCUCCACGAGGCGACUUGCCCCUGCCCAACCUCCCAGGUACUGUCCCAACUUCAACGAUUGUACCCGGGGCGCCAAACAGAUGAUUGCGACCCGACAGGCUGAGGGCAACAAUGUUGAGGUUCCCCAAAAUGACUUUGUGUCAUACAGCGAGGUUUGGGGUUUCUCACCAGGUGCCCAGAACGAUAUUUUUGUGUAAGGACGAAGUGUGGCCGGUAGCCUGCCUUUUGGCUAUGGCCAAUUUAAUCUUUAUGAAUCGUUAACCUUCCCUUGACUAUAAACAAAUUGUUUUAUGUUGCAAAUUAAAAAAAACAUUCUGCUUAA
Messenger RNA from Folsomia candida, 986 nucleotides. RefSeq lists its product as uncharacterized. The coding region runs from base 1 to 861 and encodes 286 amino acids. The record is from RefSeq and is a predicted model, not a curated record. The transcript has 5 exons. Lineage: Eukaryota; Metazoa; Arthropoda; Collembola; Entomobryomorpha; Isotomidae.